This is a messenger RNA of Vollenhovia emeryi, 1212 nucleotides long. RefSeq lists its product as uncharacterized. The transcript is spliced from 3 exons. Lineage: Eukaryota; Metazoa; Arthropoda; Insecta; Hymenoptera; Formicidae. Gene Ontology annotation, biological process: sensory perception of taste. Gene Ontology annotation, cellular component: membrane. Bases 17 to 940 code for a protein of 307 amino acids. The record is from RefSeq and is a predicted model, not a curated record.
UUAAAUAUCUGACGAGAUGAAGCUAUUUGCACGUCCUAAAUGCUUUUCCGAGAUUAUAGCACCGGUGACAACUGUCAACUGUAUAGUGGGACUUCGCGCUUUCGAAUAUCCUCGUGGUAAUCCGAGACCUAUACUCAGUCUGAUUUAUCUCGCGUUUAUUUACAUCACAUUUUGUUGUGGCAUAUUACGCAUGAACCAAAGAUACUAUGCGGGCCUUAAACUGAUGAAACUGGAAUAUGCUUUAUUGAAAUUAUUGAUGUAUAUCGUUCUAGUAUCUAUGAUAUUGAAAAUGCUACUAGGUUGGUGGCACACAAAGAAAUUUAAAGUUUGUCUCAAGAAGAUCUUUGAGAUCGAUGAAACGUUGCAACAGCUCGGACUGACGGUGAAUUAUGACAGAUUAUACUUCGUUAUGAUUGGAAUCAUAACCGUUUUGAUAACGUUUGUUUUCGUUGUGUGGACAAUGAUGUUCAUUCACUUGAACAUAAUCACGGAUGUAUUUACUUCAAUUUAUCUUCUACUCAUAUACACGUAUUCGUUCAUCGUCAACUCUAUUAAUAUAUUCGAAUUCUUCAUAUUUGCGAAAUGCUCACAAAUGAAAUUUAAAUUGGUCAAUCAACUCUUGCGCGAAAGCUUAACAGAUUUAUCCAAGAAAGAUAAGAAAUUAGGCAUCUAUGAAAUGAAAGAUUAUGAGAGGAUCAUGGAUGCCGAGCAACAAAAGCAAGUUCUUUCCACAAAGAUGAUAUUCCGAAGGCGUCAGCGGGUGCAGACCGGAAUUAAUUUUUCUAUGAAGCAAAAUUCGGUCGUAUUUCCAACUGAAUCUCAUAGUCCAUCUCAUGUCACAAAUCAUUUUCAAAGCGUACUCCAAAAUCAAUCUCGAAGACACAAUUCCACAAUAACAAAAUAUCAAAAACCUAAACAUCUUUUACAAGUAAUCAAGUGAGUACAGGCCAUAGGCCUAGUUUACACCGUGCGACCUGAUUGCGACCUGACCUAUGCCCUGACCUAAAAUAGGCUUCUAAACAGAACGUUUACACCAUGUAGACUUAUGAUACUUUUAGGUCGAAUAUAGGUAAAAAUUUAGUCCUCAUGUGAAUGCCAUCUUCAUACAUAACCAAUAUCGUGUGUACUUUGUUUACUCCGCACUUUAGGCGAUCUUUAGGUCACCUGCGUUUAGACGCGUUACGUCGUGUGACCUAAUUUAGGUCAGGGCAC